AGUCAGGAACGGCGACGUGUUGCGUUUUGUGCCUGACCGUUACGUAUUACAAUGCCUGAAGAGAAGAAAGUGGUUUCGAAGAAAGGCGCUAAGAAAACGUUAAAUAAGGCUCCGGCCAAAGGCACCAAGAAGCGGAGGAAGGUGAGGAAGGAGAGUUACUCCAUCUACAUCUAUAAGGUGAUGAAGCAGGUCCACCCCGACACCGGCAUCUCCUCCAAGGCCAUGAGCAUCAUGAACUCGUUUGUGAACGAUAUUUUCGAGCGCAUCGCCGGCGAGGCUUCGCGCCUAGCCCAUUAUAACAAGAGGCUGACCAUUAGUUCCCGGGAGAUCCAGACCGCCGUGCGUCUACUUCUGCCCGGGGAGCUGGCCAAACACGCCGUGUCUGAAGGAACAAAGGCCGUGACCAAGUACACCAGCUCCAAGUAAAGGUCCGCCAUAACGUAUCGAGAUGGGGGGACAAACCCUCUCAAAACAAAGGCUCUUCUAAGAGCCUCCCACAUCUUCGUGGUAACUAAGCCUGCAUCGCUGUACUGUAUGUAUACCUUUUUGUAACAAAUGAAGGAACUUGCUGAAUCGUUCAGCUCACAGUUCAUUCCCCGUUUCGCCCUCUGAAGUGGACACUUUUUGUAAAAGGCGGCUUUAUUGAUCUGUGGUGUGUCGUGUUCUUGAUCGUGCCCAAUAAAGCGAAAUGUUGUUUCCAA
This is a messenger RNA of Amblyraja radiata (thorny skate), 701 nucleotides long. RefSeq names its product histone H2B 1/2-like. Gene Ontology annotation, molecular function: DNA binding; structural constituent of chromatin; protein heterodimerization activity. The transcript has a single exon. The record is from RefSeq and is a predicted model, not a curated record. Gene Ontology annotation, cellular component: nucleosome. The coding region runs from base 52 to 426 and encodes 124 amino acids. NCBI's taxonomy places the organism in Eukaryota, Metazoa, Chordata, Chondrichthyes, Rajiformes, Rajidae.